Salvelinus sp. IW2-2015 is the source of this 2284-nucleotide messenger RNA. It is a transcript of the gene slmapb, whose product is annotated as sarcolemma associated protein b. NCBI's taxonomy places the organism in Eukaryota, Metazoa, Chordata, Actinopteri, Salmoniformes, Salmonidae. The record is from RefSeq and is a predicted model, not a curated record.
GAAAGACUGGGACCCUCCACCAUGAAGAGGGGGGACUAUUUGUGACAAUUAUUGUUUUGAUCUGGAUGACCUCUAUCAUUAGAUUUUGACUACCCUCAAGGUAAUCAACCAGUCAUUUUUACUGUACCAGUGGUUCUUUUCCUAACAUGCCUUGGAAAAUAGCUUGGCAGUCUGAUGGAUAGUCUUUGUUAUUGCAUUUGAUGUCCCCCUCUUCAGAUGGACUAUUCCAUUUCGCAUCUGAAAAAUCAGAUAGUUGGAAAGAAUUCUUCAUGCCAGGGACUGCUGUAGCCCCAGCACUGAUUAUAGCAGAGAACACCUGACCUGAGAUAAGCAAAUGGAUCAUCAGGAGCUGAAAGAACCCAUGAAGGUCACACUCAUUAAAGAUGAGAUGAACCGAUCCAACACGGGAACAAGUGACUCAGAGAAAGUCAUCAAGCAUCUGAACGAGGAGCUUCGUGAGGCCCAGGAGCUCUCCAACACAGGAAAACUGAAAUGCAUGGAACUGCAAGGUCUCCUGGAGGAGGAGAGGAGAGCCAACAAGCAGCAAGCUGACGAGUCUGCAAAACAGUUGAAACUCCUACACGGCCAGCUGCGUCAGCUACAGGACGAGCUGGGGGUCCUUAGAGAACAGAAAGACAGCGCCUCCCUGAGUUCACAAGAUGAACUGCACAGAUCCCGAGAAGAAGUGAAGACGCUGCGUCGCACCCUUGAUGCUGCCACCGCCGAUUGGAAGCGGGAGGUCUCUACGGUCCAGGGUAACCUAGCAACCGUCUCCAAGGAUAUGGAGAAGUGGCGAGAGACAGCCAGCAAGUAUGAGCGUGAGAUUAACGGCCUCCAAGGUGACCUACAGCAGCAGAGCAAGCAGUGGCAGAAGGCUGCCGAGUCACAAGCAGGUGAAAUGGAGUCUAUGCAGAGGGAGUGCACCAGCCUCCAGAGGGAGGUGUCAUCCCUGCGCUUGGAGAAACAGGAAGUGCUGAAUACACACCAGAAGGAGAGUGCUGCCCUCAAGGCGGAGAAGGAGGAACUGCUCAGGGCUCACCAGAAGGAGAAGGGGAACCUACAGAAUGAGAGUGCUGUCAUGCGCUCAGAGAAAGAGGCCAUGCUGAAGAAGCAAAAGGAGCUAGAGAAGGAUUUGGCCAGCUCGCGUGCCCAGAGUGCUGAGCUGGGCAGCAUUCUGAAGGCCCUGGAGCUCUCUCAGGUGGAGAUGGAGAAGAGGCUGGGGGCCCAGCAGGAGCAGCACCAGCAGGACAACACCAAACUUCAGAGCCAGCUGGACCAGUCAGACGGCCGCACCAAGGACCUGCAGAGAGAGUACGAAGAGACGCAGACCGAGCUGUCAGACCUGAAGGAGAAGUUUGAGAGAACCGAACAGGAAAAGCAGUCGAUCACUGAUGAGCUUGAGGAGUGUAAAGCUGACCUGAAAAUGCUGCGGGAGAAAGGAAACAAAAGUGGAUGGAUCGUCUGGGUGCCUCAUGCAGUUGCCGUGGUAGCGACUAUGACUGCUGCCGUGCUCUACGCCAGGACCUGAGUGUGAGACACACACACACAAGGAUAUAUGAGUGCAAACAUGCACACAUACGUACAUAUGGUCAGACUUCUGUACACUAAACCUAUUAAAUGCAUUGCCUCCUGAUCUGUUCAGUUGUUUACUCAUGUUCAGAUGUUUUAACAAGGAGAGCCCUUUAGUUGAAUACUUAUAGUUUCAUUGAUAUAUUUUAGAGAGAAAUUUGAGAAAUGAAUAUCAAAUAUACUGUACAAAUAAAGACAAGUUCAAUCUUCCUAAAGUUCUAAUUUCAGAAACUCAUAAAUGCAUUUUUGUUUUUCUCUUUAUGUUUUACAUUAGGACUCUAUCUUCUCAUAGGAUUUCAACAAUGAAUAUAGGCUAAAGAUACUGUACACUGUUAUCCUCACUGAUAAUGUUUAAUAUUACUGCAGAAAGACCUUCUGUCUUCAAGGUCCAACUGCCCUAAACACUUUCUUUGUUUUAGAGUCCAGUAAAAUAUGUAAAUUCACCUUAAACUUUAAUUUGCUGCGUUGCAACGCCUAAGCUAUGUGUGAAUACAUGGUGAAUGAUCUUAGAUCAUUUGCAUACACUCACUCACAUAAUUCUGGUAAAAAGGGUUAAGGAAUACCCAGAGAUUAAUGAUCUUGAGCCCAAAAAGUCAAUUUGAUGUUAACUGUUGACUAUUCAGUAGGCCUACCUCCCUUUUGAAUCAAUGUUUGCAUGCAAUUUAAACCUCUAGUAUCAAUUCAUUUGUCAUCCAAUUAAAUUCACCACAAAAUA